Messenger RNA from Telopea speciosissima, 5338 nucleotides. RefSeq lists its product as uncharacterized. NCBI's taxonomy places the organism in Eukaryota, Viridiplantae, Streptophyta, Magnoliopsida, Proteales, Proteaceae. The record is from RefSeq and is a predicted model, not a curated record. The coding region runs from base 410 to 4927 and encodes 1505 amino acids. The transcript has 10 exons.
UGUUGUCACUUGUCUGAAUUCCAAGCUCACCAACUCUACUCUCUCUCUCUCUCUCUCUCUCCACUGUUCUGUAUUUCUUAGAAGUGGGGGAGAGAGACAAAGCGAAGAAAAUAUCAUUUGAGAGAAGAGUAAAGCGAUAACAAUCGAUAGCAAAAGGAAGGAGAGUGGAAAAGAUUUAAAAAACACCCACACCCACACACGAAAAGUGCCCUUAAAAAAACAAAAGAAGACGAAGAAGAAAGGGGAAAAAAAAUGUUGGUUUCUGAAACGAACGAAAUCGACGAUCUGUUAUGCAAUCGAAGGUCUCGGCAGCAUGAAGAGAUUCAGAGGAUUUGGACUUUGAGCUGCUGAGAAGUCGGUCUGGUGCUGAAGAUUUGGGGAGGCUUGUUGUUUCUACUACUAUCAGAAAAUGAAAUCUGACACACCGCUUGAUUGUGCUGUGUUCCAGCUGUCGCCAAAACGGUCACGAUGUGAGUUAUUUAUUUCUGGUGAUGGAGCGACGGAGAAGCUCACAUCAGGUUUGUUAAAGCCAUUCGUUGCUCAUUUAGCAGUUGCAGAAGAACAGGUUGCUCGAGCAGUUCAGUCAAUCAAACUUGAAGUUGAGAAACAUAAAAAUGUUGGAACAUGGUUUACAAAAGGAACUCUUGAGAGGUUUGUCCGGUUUGUUAGUACACCAGAGGUUUUGGAGCUUGUCAGUACAUUUGAUGCUGAAAUGUCUCAGUUGGAAGCAGCACGGAAGAUUUACUCACAAGGAGGAGGAGAUAAGCUGUCUGGUUCAUUGAGUGGAGAUGGAAUUGGAACCUUGGAUGCUGCUGACAUAACCAAGAAGGAGCUUCUGAGGGCAAUUGAUGUGCGACUUGUUGCAGUUAAGCAAGACCUGACCACAGCUCUUGCUCGAGCGUCUGCUGCUGGUUUCACCCUUGACACUGUCUCUGAACUCCGACUCUUUGCGGAUCGAUUUGGUGCCCAUCGCUUAAAUAAAGCUUGUAGCAAAUUCAUCUCCCUGUGUCAGAGAAGACCAGAAUUAAUCUGUGCGUGGAAGAAUAUGGAUGAUGAUCAGGCAGUCCGAACCUCUUUUGGUUCAGAUAUGUCCAUCGAUGACCUUGCCGAAGAAAGCUCUCCUGCUGGGCCUAGUUUGCUCCACCAAUCUCAUCGCCAGUAUCACAAUCAGCAGCAUCAGCACCAGCAACAACAACAGAUCCACCAAGAUCAUGAUGCUACACAACCCCUUGAGAACUCCAAAUCCUCCAUGUAUCAACAACCGAAAUCAUCCUUCACCUUCCCAAUACGGCGUUCUGAUGAGAGGGGCGAGAUCAGGGAAGGGACCGUCGAGAAAGACAAGGGCAUGGAAGAGAGUGUGGCCGAGUUGCCUCAGGCUAGUAGUCAGCCAUCGAGGCGGCUAAGUGUUCAGGACCGGAUCAACUUGUUUGAGAACAAGCAGAAGGAGAAGUCUGGGAGUGGUGGUAAGGUUGCAUUAGGGAAGUCUGCUGAGCUUCGGAGGCUGUCUUCGGAUGUGUCGUCCACUCCCCCUGUUGUGGAGAAGGCCGUUCUGAGAAGAUGGAGUGGGGCUAGUGACAUGAGCGUGGACUUGAGUAAUGAUCGGAAAGAAACGGAGAGCAGUUCUACCACACCCUGUUCUUCCACAAAUUCUCAGACUCAGUCCAGUAAAUCUAGCAAAUUUGCCAGUUUGAAUGAGGACAGCAAGGAUGAUGUCGGAUCGCAAAACACAGUUUCAACUUCUAAGGUUGAGUUCAAGGGUUCUUCAGGUCGAUUGGAUGAUUCUGGAUUUAAAGAUUUGCCUGUUACCCAGACCCAGGUUACAGAUUCCGAAGCCCAAGUGACAGCUUUGUUUGGCAGUUCAGGGGAUGUUUGUUUGAAAGAUCAACUGGCUUCACAAACACAAGUGAAUGCUCAAACAGGCAAAUUAGAGAAGGUGGGGUGGAAGGAUCAGGCACCUUUUGAGAGCCAGUCCCGCUCUUAUUCAGGCUGGGGUGAUGUUGAUUUUAAGGAUCAAGCAGCUUCUCAGACUCAAUUUAGAUCUAAUCCUGGUGGAGCUGAGCAAUCUGGAUUACAAGAUGAAACUUCUACUCAAAACAUGUUCAGAAGUCCUGUUGGAGCUGAGCUUUCUGGAGUGAAAGAUCAAGUUUAUUCUCAGUCGCAGUUCUUGGUUCUCUCUUGUCAGGAUGCAAGUAAGAUGCCAUCUGGAGCUUCUGCGAGCAGAACAAGCAGUGUUGAACAGAGAGAUUAUCCUUCUAGUCAGGCUUUACUCAAAGGUUCUCCUGGUGCAAUAGUGGACAUGGGAUCAGAUUCAAGACAACCGUCGGUUUCUCAUAUUCAGGAUAAAGCUUUCUCAAGUAAGUUGGACGGUGGUCCUGAACUGAAAAACCAAGCGGCCUUCCAGGUUCAGUACAGAGGUUCUGAAGGUGAUCGGUUGGCUCCACUGUCCCAGUGGAGCUCUUUCCCAGGAAAAAUGGAUAUGGGGAGGAAAGAAUUGGCAUCUUUGGGGAUGCACCAUGGAGAUUUGCCACCCAGGGUGGAAAAUAAUCUUCAGGGGAUGAAGUUACAGAGACAGAAUUCUGCAUCUGAACAGAGCAAGAAGUCACAAGGUAGGAGGAGUGAGAGCACCCCUGUCAAUGGAAACAGUGAAAUGUUUUUCUCCGAAAGAAAGAUUACAGAAAGUUUGGAGGUGUUUGGUUCAGCCACAAAAACCCCAAUUGAGCAAGUUCAGAAGGUAAGGCAGUCAAAAGGAAGUCAGGAACUCAAUGAUGAGCUGCAGUUGAAGGCUGAUGAGCUUGAAAAGAUUUUUGCAGCGCACAAGCUACGGGUGACUGGAGAUCAGCCUUCUUCUGUUCGGAGAGUUAAGGGACCAGAUGCACCGGUAGAGCAGGUUGAUAGUGCAAUGUACAGGACAUCAGAUGAAGUAACUCCCACUCAAUUGCUUGAAAAAAAUCCAGUGGGGGAACCUCGUGGUAGUUCCAGUAACACACUGGAGUUUGAUUUCAACUCUUUAAUAAAGAUGGUAGAUAAUCAAGACUAUGGUAAUACUCUCAGGCAGAAUAUUACUGAAUUUGGUUCGUCCGAGGAUUCUAGAGGAAAGUUUUAUGACAGGUACAUGCAGAAACGAGAGGAAAAAUUGAGGGAAGAAUGGAGUUCAAAAAGGGUUCAAAAGGAAGCCAAGAUGAAAGCCAUGCAGGAUAGUCUUGAACGUAGCAGAGCUGAAAUGAAGACCAAGUUCUUGGGCACUCCAAACCAGCAGGACUCUACUCUUCUUGCUCGUCGACGUGCGGAGAAGCUUAGAUCUUUUAACAUUCGUUUAGCCAGUAAGAACAGGGAGCAGCAGCCAAUAGAGUCUGCCCUGAGCGAAAAUGAUGAAGAUCCAUCGCAGUUUGCUGGAGAUACACAACAAGAUAUAUCCUUCAGUGGGAUAACUUCAGCAGAUAGUUCUUCCAGAAAUACCCAAUCAAAGAAGCUUUUGCCCAGUAGAAGCUCAUUCUCAUCUACCCCUCGAACUGUAGCAGUACCAGGUCCACGAUCAUCUGCAAAGGGUUCCAAUUCCAGUUCUGGCAGGCAACGGACUCUACCUGAAAAUUCCCUUGCACAGUCUGUUCCGAAUUUCUCUGACUUUAGAAAGGAAAACACAAAACCUUCAACCGGAAUGAGCAAGACUGCAACCCGUUCACAGUUUCGAAAUUCUACCCGCAGCAAGAGCGCCACUGAAGACCUACCACUUGCUAAGGAGGAAAAGCCACGGCGAUCUCAGUCCAUGAGAAAGAGCUUUGCUAGUCCUGGUGAGUUGAAGGACAUGUCACCUCAGAACACCGAUGGUGUUGUUCUGGCACCAGUAAUAUUUAGUAAUGAGCAAACUGAUGAGGGCCUCUACGGAAAAUCUCCCAAGAAUGCCGAGUCAAAACCCUCCUUCAGGAAGGGCAAUGGGAUAGUUCCAGGAGCUGGUGCUGGUUUAGCUAAGAUGAAAGCUUCAAUGACAUCUGAGGACCAGAAAAAUGAAGAAGACUCUGAUGAAGUGGCUUAUCAGCCAGAUGAUCCAGUAGACAUGGUCAAGGGGGAAGAAGAAGAGGAAGAAGAAGAGUUUGGAAGAGUGACUGGUGAAGAAGCUCUUAAGGCUGGAGAUUUUCCUGCUGAUUCAGAUAAUGAGAAAUCACGACUGAGCCAGGAAUCAGAAAAAUCAGGUGAUCCUGGAUCAGAAAAUGGCGAUGUCCUGAGAUCACUUUCUCAAGUAGACCACAACUUGGUAGUUGAUGUUGUUGCUUCAGGGCCCAUUCCAAUCCAUGGCUUUGCAGGGAAUGUGCAUGACUCACUGGGAGAGAGUCCUGCAUCUUGGAACUCUCAUGUGCAUCAUCCAUUUUCUUAUGUAAAUGAGACAUCAGAUAUUGAUGCCUGUGUGGACUCUCCAGUGGGGAGCCCCGCAUCAUGGAACUUGCACUCUCUCAGUCAGAUGGAAUCUGAUGCAGCUCGAAUGAGGAAGAAGUGGGGCAGUGCUCAGAAGCCAGUUCUUGUAGCUAAUACGUCCCACCAUCUUUCACGGAAAGACAUGACGAAAGGGUUUAAGAGGUUAUUGAAAUUCGGGAGGAAAAGUCGUGGGUCCGAGAGCCUGGUGGACUGGAUAUCUGCGACAACUUCUGAAGGAGAUGACGAUACUGAAGAUGGCCGGGAUCCAAUUAAUCGGUCAUCUGAAGAUGUGAGGAAAUCAAGAAUGGGUUCCUCACAGAGUCACCCUUCAUAUGAUGGCUUCAACGAAGGCGAGUUGUUUGAUGAACAAGUUCAAGCUUUACAUAGCUCUAUCCCUGCGCCUCCAGACAACUUCAAACUGAGAGAGGACCAUCUAUCAGGAAGCUCACUAAAAGCUCCGCGAUCAUUCUUCUCGCUUUCAUCGUUUCGAAGCAAGGCGACUGAGUCAAAGCCCAGGUGACAGCCAAGAACCGAAGUGGUUGGAUCUCAGGAUAUAAAGAAUCAUAUAUAUAUAUAUGUAGAGGUGGCAAUUAAUUUUGAAAUAGAGGUAGAUUUAUACAAAAUCAAUGCAUUCUGAAGUGGUAUACAUAUACCACUGUGUAUUCUUUUCUUCCAUAGACUUCCGAAGCUUUCAGUUUCUCAUUGUGAUUUUAGUUAGUGUUUUCCCCUAUUGGUAGUGUUGAAAUUUGUAGCAUAGGUACAAAGUGAAAAGAUGCCAAUUGGCGUAAAGUUAUCCUUAUUUUUGCAAGUCCAGGUAAUUCUUUUUUCUACUGCUGUAGUCAUUUUGUAUUCCUGUACUUCAGUGUUUACAAAUUAUAAGAAUUCAAAAUGUCUACCCUGAAAGGAAAGAAGAGUGAUUUCAUUUUUACAC